Molecule: messenger RNA, 1122 nt
Organism: Pezoporus flaviventris
Lineage: Eukaryota; Metazoa; Chordata; Aves; Psittaciformes; Psittacidae
Gene: PCGF1
Product: polycomb group ring finger 1
Exons: 9
Coding region: 219-1004 (261 amino acids)
Biological process (GO): negative regulation of transcription by RNA polymerase II
Cellular component (GO): PRC1 complex
Molecular function (GO): promoter-specific chromatin binding
Source: RefSeq, a predicted model, not a curated record
CCUCCGCCGCAGCGGGAGCAGGGUCUCGGUUACCGGGGCCUGCCCGGGGCUCGUGCCCCGCCCGCCCCCGGUGCAGGCUCCCCCCGCUGUGCCCCGGGGCCAGCACGGGGUGGGGGGGGUGUUAAUGUGAGCGCAGCUCCCGGCGUGCCCCGCGGCGAGCGCGGCUGUCACGGCGCAGAACCCGGAAGUGGUCGCGGGGGCGGAGGGGACGCUCCAAGAUGGCGUCGCCUCCUCAGGGGGGCCCGAUGGCGAUCGCCAUGCGGCUGCGGAACCAGCUCCAAGCCGUCUACAAGAUGGACCCGCUCCGCAACGAGGAGGAGGUGAAGGUGAAGAUGAAGGAGCUGAACGAGCACAUCGUGUGCUGCCUCUGCGCCGGGUACUUCAUCGACGCCACGACCAUCACCGAGUGCCUGCACACGUUCUGCAAGAGCUGCAUCGUCAAGUACCUGCAGACCAGCAAGUACUGCCCCAUGUGCAACACCAAGAUCCACGAGACGCAGCCGCUGCUCAACCUGAAGCUGGACCGGGUCAUGCAGGACAUUGUCUACAAGCUGGUGCCCGGCCUGCAGGAGAGUGAAGAGAAGAGGAUCCGGGAGUUCUACCAGUCCCGGGGGCUGGACCGGGUGUCCCAGCCCUGCACUGAGGACCCGGUGGGGGGCGACCCCAUGGGGCUGCCCUAUAGCACGUUCGACCACUCGCGGGCGCACUACUUCCGGUACGACGAGCACGUCUCGCUCUGUCUGGAGAAGCAGAGCUCCAGCAAGGACAAGAGCAAGGCCGUGCUGCAGCACAAGUACGUGAGGUGCUCGGUGCGGGCACAGAUCCGGCACCUGCGGAGGGUCCUGUGCCACCGGCUGGGGCUGCCCCUACAGCACGUGCAGAUCCUGUUCGAGAACACGGCGCUGCCCGACCACAUGACCAUGAAGCAGCUCUGGCUCUCGCACUGGUUCGGCAAGCCCGCACCCCUCCUGCUGCACUACAGCAUCAAGGACAAGAGGAGGUAGGGGCUGGGGACACGGCCCCGUGCUGCUCACCCCUGUGCACCCCCCCCGCACCCCACAGCACCCCCUAAUUUAACAGCCCUCAUUCGAGUCUAUUUUUGGAAUAAAACUGUGGAAAAUC